UCCAUUCCAGCAGCCGUUUCUACUAAUAAUCCUACUCCAACUCCAACAUUUUAGCCUUCCUUUUCGGUUGGCCGGCUGUCUUAUUUCCUAUUCUUGUCGUUUCAAUCACAAUCUUAUCUGUUGCUCGGUUAAUUAAGUCGGUUAACAGAGUUCCAUUCCAGCACACGUUACUACUCUAAGGAGGAUUCUUGUUUUAUAAAUAGUAAAUAGAAUCUGCCUCUCACUCUCAUUCGCAUACACACAGCAUCAUCAACACUACACUUGGUCCGAUUCAACACCGAGAAAUCAUUASGUGCGUGCGUCUGCAACAAACAAAAUGGAUAUGGUGUUAGUUAUUCUUUCCUUCCUUUCAAUCUUUUCCUUCACUGUUUCCUUCGGUCAAUUAGAUGAUUACGAGUGGCCUGGACCUGAAUAUUCCGUUGUGGGAGAUCCUGGUAUGAGAAAUUCUAACCUUAGAUUGGCCAUAGACUCAUGGAACUACUGUAACAAGGUUGGAUMUGAAGCUCCUAAGAUGGGGAGCCCGGCUGCAGCUGAUUGCUUUGAUGUCCAUCCUAAGACAUUCUCUGUUCAUCAUAGAGUCACAGAAGCCGAUAACAGAUUAAGUGUUGGAAACCCUUUUCCUAGUUCAUUCAGGGGACAAGAUUUGUCUCAUCUUAAUGACCCAGAUUUGUAUGCUGUUCAGAAGGAACUGUAUCUUGGUUCCAAGUGUGAGGUACAUGGGAACGACCUGAGGUUUAUUUCUGACUAUUAUCAGUUUUGGAUGAUUACUCUUAGAAAUGGUAACCUAGACACACAUGCUGGAUUGUGCCCCAGUAAAGGAAGGAAGGUUGGUCCCUUUGAACAUUCAGAAGGUGGACUCUCAUGUUUUGGAAAGGGGUGUAUGAAUCAGCCACUUAUGUUCCAUAACUAUACCAGCUUGCAAACUGUUGGAAAGGAGAAUUUUCUUAGAGGGAGUUUCUUUGGCACCUAUGACUUGGAUGUUGAUUUUGGUAAAGGAGUAACACGUAACAUUUCCUACUACUCUGUGUCAUGGGAAACAAACUUUCCAUAUGAGGCUUACCAUAGUUACUGUGCACCUAGCAAUGCUGGACACCUUCAAGAGCUAUACCAACUAUGCGACCCUUACAGCAAUCCAAUGCCACAGGAGAUUAUUAAGAUACUACCUCAUCCGGUUUGGGAAUCAUAUGGAUUCCCAAAGAAGCAAGGAGAUGGAUGGAUCGGUGAUUCAAGGAAGUGGAAGCUAAAGGCUGGACAAUUGGCAUUCACAUUACCUUUCUAUCAGGAUCCAGGGACUGUGCCUAURGAUAGGUCUUGGGACUCUAUUGGCGUUGGUACAGAGGUUUUCAUGAACCCUGAUCAAGUUGUAGARUGGACUAUCAGUGACUUUGAUAUCCUGAUGCAUCCAAGGCCACAUGAUUAG
Molecule: messenger RNA, 1420 nt
Organism: Nelumbo nucifera (sacred lotus)
Lineage: Eukaryota; Viridiplantae; Streptophyta; Magnoliopsida; Proteales; Nelumbonaceae
Source: RefSeq, a predicted model, not a curated record